AACAUCACCGCCCUUUCCCGUGUCACAAAAGCAAUACAGUCACCCUCCCUCCCUUACCCCCAAUGUAGCACGCCACAUAGUCAUCAAACACCAAUUAAUAAUGGCGGCCGACCAGAAGCAGACGCCCGCACGCAGCAGGGACUACAAGGGCUUCGUCGCUGGCGUCUUUUCCGGUGUCACUAAGCUGACGGUCGGCCACCCCUUCGACACCAUCAAAGUACGUCUGCAGACCACAGACGCGACGCGUUUCAGCGGACCACUGCAAUGUGUCUUACAGACGGUUCGCAACGAGGGUGUGCGGGGGUUGUAUAAAGGCGCCACUCCGCCUUUGGUCGGCUGGAUGUUUAUGGACUCGGUCAUGCUGGGUUCGCUGACUGUAUACCGUCGAUUACUCGCAGAGCAUGUCUUUUACGACCGAUUGACACCUCAUAACGCCCCGACAACAGGGGGUAAGAUAAAACCUGAGACCGAGGGACCUAUUGCUGCGACUUCGCAUGCCGCGGCGCACUUACCGUCAUACGGACACGGAAUCGCAGGUAUCAUGGCCGGCUGUACGGUGAGCUUCAUCGCAGCGCCCGUUGAACAUGUCAAAGCGCGUCUACAGAUCCAGUACUCAGCACGCAAAUCCGAGCGACUGUAUUCAGGACCUUUAGAUUGCGUUCACAAGAUCUACAAAUCUCACGGUAUACCCGGUAUCUAUCGAGGCCUUCCCGCUACGCUGCUCUUCCGCUCGUUUUUCUUCUUCUGGUGGGGAUCUUACGAUAUUUUCUCACGCAUCUUGAGGGAUAAGACGAAUCUCAGUGCUCCGGUUAUUAAUUUCUGGGCUGGUGGACUUAGCGCGCAGGUCUUCUGGAUAACGUCCUAUCCAAGCGACGUUGUGAAACAACGUAUUAUGACGGAUCCGCUGGGUGGAAAGAUUAAUGAUGGGACGCCAAGGUUCAAGAAUUGGUGGCAGGCAGCGCGGGCUGUAUACGCGGAGGGUGGUGCUAAGGGGUAUUGGAGAGGAUUUUUGCCAUGUUUCUUGAGAGCAUUUCCGGCCAAUGCCAUGGCUUUGGUGGCAUUCGAAGGCGUUAUGAGGGUAUUGCCAUAAAAAACAUAUAUUGCCAUUGAACAGAGUUGUGCGAUUACGAUCGUACGAUUCGCAUGGAUACGACGAAUCACAUUUAGAGAAAGACAGAAAA
Hypoxylon trugodes is the source of this 1181-nucleotide messenger RNA. RefSeq names its product mitochondrial carrier. NCBI's taxonomy places the organism in Eukaryota, Fungi, Ascomycota, Sordariomycetes, Xylariales, Hypoxylaceae. Gene Ontology annotation, biological process: transmembrane transport. The record is from RefSeq and is a predicted model, not a curated record. Gene Ontology annotation, molecular function: transmembrane transporter activity. The transcript has a single exon. Bases 101 to 1090 code for a protein of 329 amino acids.